GACCGGCUGUGACGCUCGUGUGGACGGCGCUUUAGUGAAUAUUUAGUAUUAAUAUAAAUAUGGAGGUUGCGAAGAAAUCGGGUUCAUCAUGGGGCGUCCGUCACGUGCAGACGUUCCUACUGUUUCUGGCGCUGGUGCUGGCCUUCUCCAUGCGCGUCAACAUGAGCCUCGCCAUCGUCGCCAUGACGGACACAUUCAGUGACAACUCAUUCGAGUGGUCCAUCCAAACCCAGAGCGUGGUGCUCUCCUCGUUCUUCUGGGGCUACGUGAUACUGCAGAUCCCGGGAGGAGAGCUGGCGGCGCGAUACGGGGGCAUGAUACUUAUCACCAUCUCCAUAGCGGUCAAUUCCGCGGUGACGCUGAUUAUACCGGUUGCUGCUUAUUAUGGUGGGUGGAAGCUGUUGUGCGCGUGCCGCGUUGUGCAGGGUCUCUCGCAGGGCUUCCUGUACCCCUCCAUGCAUAACCUGGUGGGGAAGUGGAUCCCGCUGGAGGAGAAGAGCAGAUUGGGGACAUUGAUUUAUGCUGGUGGUCAGCUAGGCACAGCCUUCCAGCUGUUGUCGUCAGGCUUCAUAGCGGAUUACUGGGGCUGGCCGGCCAUCUUCUACGUGAACGGCACUCUGGGUGUGCUAUGGACGGUGGCCUACGUGUACCUCGGCGCCGCCAGCCCGCAGACGUCGAAGAUGAUCAGCGCAGAGGAGAGGCUGUAUAUACAGACCUCGUUGGGACAUGUCGGUGGACAUAAGAAAUUGAAGACCCCGUGGAAGUCGAUCUGGACGUCCCUGCCAUUCAUCUCGCUGAUCGUGGCGCACUGCGGACAGAACUGGGGCUUCUGGACCCUCAUGACGGAGAUGCCGUCCUACAUGAGCAAGGUGCUGGGAGUGGAUAUUAAAGCGAACGGUGCGAUGUCCGCGCUACCGUAUCUGUCUAUCUACGUGUUCAGCAUCCCGUUGAGCUUCCUCUCCGACUACGUGCUCAAGAAGAAGUGGCUCAGCGUCACCGUCAGCAGGAAGGUCGCCAACUCUCUCGGUUACUACGGUCCGGCGCUGGCACUGAUCGGUCUGUCGUACGCGCCGGCGGGCGACGUGACGUUGGCGGUGACGCUACUCACCGUUGUCGUAGCGCUCAACGCCGGACACUACACUGGAUACCUGCUGGUCCACAUCGACAUGUCGCCUAAUUUCGCGGGCACGCUGAUGGGCAUCACCAACUGCUUCGCCAACAUCAUCAGCAUCAUCGCGCCGCUGGCGGCCGGCGCUAUCCUCAAUGAUGAGACUGAUGCCAGCGAGUGGCGCAAGGUGUUCUUCGUGUCGUCGGCGGUCUACAUCGCCAGCAACACCUUCUUCCUGAUCUUUGGCACGAGCGAGCGGCAGAAGUGGAAUGAUGAUGGCGAGACUAACGAAACUGCUGCCGCUUCGGAUAGGCUAGGAACAGCUGGAGGGUCCCAUCGGUCUUAUGGAAGUUUUGACCGAAAAGUUUUCAGUCCAUAGAUGAGGGUUUCUGGCAAAGACACCUCUGGGCGCGAAGAAUCUCUAACAAAAUACUUUUUCAAAAUUUAUAAAAGAUUUUUGGUUUUGGUAUAAUUCUUUUUAAUGUUAACUAAAAUUAAAAAAGAAAUGUAGCAAGUUUGUGAUCCUGAACUUGGUAUAUACUCUAUACUAUGAUAAUAUAGAAAUCUAUAUAUAUAAAAAUGGAUUUUCAAUU
Aricia agestis (brown argus) is the source of this 1701-nucleotide messenger RNA. RefSeq names its product putative inorganic phosphate cotransporter. Gene Ontology annotation, cellular component: plasma membrane. The transcript has 11 exons. The record is from RefSeq and is a predicted model, not a curated record. Bases 60 to 1487 code for a protein of 475 amino acids. Gene Ontology annotation, biological process: transmembrane transport; monoatomic anion transport. Gene Ontology annotation, molecular function: transmembrane transporter activity. NCBI's taxonomy places the organism in Eukaryota, Metazoa, Arthropoda, Insecta, Lepidoptera, Lycaenidae.